This is a messenger RNA of Solea senegalensis (Senegalese sole), 1306 nucleotides long. RefSeq names its product calcium-dependent secretion activator 2-like. The transcript has 7 exons. Bases 21 to 827 code for a protein of 268 amino acids. The record is from RefSeq and is a predicted model, not a curated record. Lineage: Eukaryota; Metazoa; Chordata; Actinopteri; Pleuronectiformes; Soleidae. Gene Ontology annotation, cellular component: glutamatergic synapse. Gene Ontology annotation, biological process: synaptic vesicle exocytosis; positive regulation of exocytosis; dense core granule exocytosis.
UCUUGUGGUGGCCGGAGCUGAUGGCCGAACACGCCGAAAUGUUUCUGUCACUGUACAGAGCCAACAUGGAUGCUGCGCUUCAGGUCCAGCCUGUCGACUCAUGGGACAGUUUCCCACUUUUUCAGCUUCUCAACAACUUCCUGCGAACUGACUCUCACCUUUGUAAUGGAACGUUCCAUAAACACCUGCAGGACCUGUUCGUCCCCCUAGUGGUGCGCUACAUCGACCUGAUGGAGUCGUCCAUCGCACAGUCCAUCCACCGUGGUUUUGAGCAGGAAACCUGGCAGUCUGUCAAGUCGCUAACAAACAAUCUAGCAAGCGUUCCUCUCCCAAAAGUCCCCAGUCUUCCACUGACGCUGCCACAAAUGCCCAGUUUUUCAGCACCUGCCUGGAUGGGACCGCUGUGUGAGAACACCUUGCAAGGAAUUAAUCUGCCCAACAUCUUUAAUGGCUCAGCGACCUCAGAAGAUUUGUUCUGGAAGCUGGACGCUCUGCAGAUGUUCGUGCUUGACCUCCACUGGCCGGAGCCCGAGUUUGCCAAACAUCUGGAGCAGAGACUAAAACUGAUGGCCAGUGAUAUGAUGGAGGCCUGUGUCAAGAGAACAAAAUCUGCGUUUGAUGCCAAGAUGCAGAAAGCGAGUAAAUCGACAGACUUCCGGGUGCCACUUUCAGUCUGCACCAUGUUCAACGUGCUGAUGGACGCUAAGAAGCAGUGCUCCAAACUCUGCGUGCUGGACACGGGUCAGGAGUCAGCAAACAGGGAGUUCAGGUGGAUUUGUGUUCACUUGAAACAGCCAGACGCUCAACUCGAGCUGUUAAAUGGAUGACCAUGAUGCCUGUGUGAGGCAGCAGCCUUGGCUUCGCUGAGAGCAAAACCCUUGGCCGCCAGCAGUCUUGACAGAGAGUUAAGCUCGCUGUUCUCUUAACCUUCAGCUUCCUCUCCUCUCCAGUUUCCACAAGCUGCUGCCACCGGCGCUCGUAUACACCAUCUGUCCGUUUAUUCCUUUCCGACACGCAUCGAAUAAGUGCCUGCAGAAAGACCCACGCUAUUAUACCCGACCAAGUGUAUGCACAUAAACAGCAUCUGCAUACAGACAUUUUACAGUUUUUAUUUCAUGUUUUUUGGUUUUUUUCUUAUCACGUGAGGCAAAAGGCAAACAGGCAAGAAUGAAAAGCGAGAGAAAAACAUCAAAUGAAGGAGGUCACAGGUUGCCGUGCACCAAACUCAUACAAAAAAGGAUUAGAUUAAUCAUUAAUCUAAAUUAUACAUGUUCAGGUCCCACGCCUUCUCCUUACACUAAUAAUU